Molecule: messenger RNA, 1495 nt
Organism: Haliotis rubra (blacklip abalone)
Lineage: Eukaryota; Metazoa; Mollusca; Gastropoda; Lepetellida; Haliotidae
Exons: 3
Coding region: 227-703 (158 amino acids)
Source: RefSeq, a predicted model, not a curated record
GCUGAUACAUUUCUGUCAAACAAUGAUACUGGACCAUGUAUACCCACAGAUGACGAAACAAACACACUGCUCUAUACACGUGGUAUGCUCACAUUUCAAAUCCUCGUUGAUAAUGUCGGGAUACGACGCCGGGCUUUUACAGAACCGUCAACCUUAACAAACAAUAACUUUGCGAAAAAACCUCACGGUGCACACAAUAACCCGCAGUCUGCACGACAUAAGGAAUAUGAGGAAUAUCAUCAGUAGAAAUCUGACAUCUAGACUUAAGAUAUCCAUGGAGCUGAGGACCAUCGUCUUUGGGCUGUUUGUUAUACUUCCGGUCACCUUGUCCAUAGAUGAAGAUGAAGUAGAUGGAAAAACCUACAAGGACACAAUAAAAGUGGAAGGCGUGACGUGCAACUUUGCUGAAUAUAAAACCAAUGACGGUGGAGGACCUCGCGGACUGCGUCUCUAUUCGUGUAAGAAUGUUAGCGGCAACAUGAACAUUGACUGCACAUACUUUGGUGGGAACCCUCACGGCUGCAAGAUAUAUAAACCACAUGUGCAGAAGAGCAUCGCGAAAUAUUACAGAACACUGGCAAGAAGUGCCAUGAACAACGGCAAUCCGUGCAGACCAAGCAGCAUUACUGAAAGUUUCUGUGACAAACACUACCCUUGUUACAAUGGAAGCUGUAUGAAUCAGCAUGUCCGAGAUGAGUUAUAGAAUCUAAUACAAUUUGAACGUUUAUCUUGCAUCGAAGCAGAAUGUCAGAGUGAAGCACCUAAACGCAAGCGCACGAUGUCAGCGAUCUAAACUGUUCGGCCUCUGCGGCCGCCACAAAACCUGACAACCGGUAGUCUAGAUCACGUACUUUAUGUAACUGGCGCUCAAUGAAGGCCCAAUUUCUUUGGAAAUGUCACCAUAAGAGCGUGUUUCCCAAAGCGACUGGAAGCAAGCACUAAAAAUGUCUUUUGCAAUUAUUUUCUUAACACUGCAUUACCUCUGUUGAUGUCCUGUACAGUUCGUCCUGCUGAGAAACAGAGGCGGAUGCGUGAAGGAUUGAUACGUAGGGUUGUAUUUUAAAUCCCAAGAUAAUCCUUGGUUACGAUUCUUGGUUCGUUAGCACUGUACCCUUGUUCCCUGUAGCUAAAUACUGCCAGUUUAUUUUGUGAAUAUUUGGAACGGCCGAUAAGCAGACGUCAUAUUCUAUAUCUAGGCAGGCAUGUAUUUGAUGGGCCAGUCUGACAUGUAUGAUCGGUCUGUUACAUCAUCUGGUAUUGUGUGAAAUUGAGUCUGAACUACCCUGUAUUCUGGACGAUGAAUUACACCGAUUAGCAGUACUUAGUUUUGGUGUCCUCUCACUUAGCCAGAUUCUGUCAAAAGAGUGCCAGAGUGGCAUUUGGCUGACUAGAGUUAGUGUUUUGAUGACACUUAGUCAAGAUGAGUCAUAGUCUGUAUCAACAAAUGCUCAAUUAGUUAGAUUAGUGAAAUUUGUAUUAAAGUGAGAUACAUUGA